AUGUCUUGCAACAACGCCACUGUUCUUAACAGAAGCUGUGACACGUCUCAUUUCAGAUACCCGCUGUUCGCAGGAACAUACAGUGUUGUGCUGGCGCUUGGUCUACCGCUCAAUACCGUGGCUCUGUGGACGUUUGUUUGCCGCCUGGGUUUGACAAGAUCUGUGCCAGUCAUCUACAUGGCCAAUCUGGCCAUGUCUGACCUGCUGUUCAUUCUCUCCUUGCCUCUGAGAAUUUUCUACUUUUCCACGGGACGCUGGCCCCUUGGAAACUUGGCCUGCAUGAUUCCGGGGACCCUGUUCUCAGUUAAUCUCUACUCCAGCUCCCUCUUCAUCACCUUCAUCAGUGUGGACCGGCUGCUGGCCGUGGUGUACCCGUUACGUUCGCGCCCGCUGAGGACGGUGCCCAUCGCCUGGACGAUCUGCACCGUCGUGUGGCUGGCGAUAAUCGCACUGGCCGUUCCCAUCGCCAACAACCACCCUGCCAACUGGGACAAACACUGCGAAGUGUGGCGCUGCUUUGAGAACUACACGGAAGCUGAGUGGCACUUUGGCUUCUACAUCCUCUGUCUGGUCACGUUUCUUGGCAUUCUGGUGCCGUUUGUUAUCAUUGUGGGCUGCACUGUGGCGGUGGUCAAGGAGCUCAGGAGCCAGAAUGCAUCUUCGUCCUCUUCAUCCACAGCCGAGACACUGUUGAAAAGGUACAAGAUGGUGAAGCUGUUUGUGUUCAACCUGUUGAUAUAUGCUGUGUGUUUUAUCCCAUUUCAUGUGGCGUUCAUCUUGUACGGUCUACACAAACUUUGUUUCCUCAAAUAUAACUUCUUUGACUUUCAAACCAUCACUCUUUGCAUGGCCAGUUCCAACAGCUGCCUGGAUCCACUGAUCUACUAUUUCAGUGCCAUGUCAGUUCAGAGGCAAAACUAUAAGGUGGCCCAGAGCUCAUGCUGA
This is a messenger RNA of Chanos chanos (milkfish), 945 nucleotides long. RefSeq names its product lysophosphatidic acid receptor 5a (gene lpar5a). Gene Ontology annotation, biological process: behavioral response to pain; G protein-coupled receptor signaling pathway. Gene Ontology annotation, cellular component: membrane. NCBI's taxonomy places the organism in Eukaryota, Metazoa, Chordata, Actinopteri, Gonorynchiformes, Chanidae. Gene Ontology annotation, molecular function: G protein-coupled receptor activity. The record is from RefSeq and is a predicted model, not a curated record. The coding region runs from base 1 to 945 and encodes 314 amino acids. The transcript has a single exon.